Messenger RNA from Cladophialophora yegresii CBS 114405, 909 nucleotides. RefSeq lists its product as uncharacterized. Gene Ontology annotation, biological process: methylation. Bases 1 to 909 code for a protein of 302 amino acids. The record is from RefSeq and is a predicted model, not a curated record. The transcript has a single exon. Gene Ontology annotation, cellular component: eRF1 methyltransferase complex. NCBI's taxonomy places the organism in Eukaryota, Fungi, Ascomycota, Eurotiomycetes, Chaetothyriales, Herpotrichiellaceae. Gene Ontology annotation, molecular function: protein methyltransferase activity; nucleic acid binding; S-adenosylmethionine-dependent methyltransferase activity.
AUGGUUCUAUAUCCCACGCCCUCAACAUCCCACGUCCCCUACGACCUCGUCUACGAAUCGGCAGAGGACUCCUUCCUGUUUCUCGACACCCUCUCUUCGGCCACUGAGACAAAAUGGCUACAUUCGCGGUUCCGCGAUCCUGUCUUUACCGCCACCAGUCGGGGUGGGACUCCUCUCGUCCUCGAACUCGGUCCCGGUUCGGGGGUUAUCGUCGCCUUCCUCACCGCCAACGCGGGCCACAUCUUCGGCACCGACGUCCUCAGCCUCAGCGUGGAUGUGAAUCCCCAUGCCGCGCUCGCUACGCGGACGACGGUGGCGAGAGCGGUGGUGGAACGACAGCGACCGCAGGGAGCUCCCGAGCAGAACGCGACUCCGACAAGCCAGAAUGCAAAUGCAAGUGCCAGUGCGAAUCCGUACUUAGGUUCUCUGCUUGGCGAUCUCACGGCUCCAUUGCGCUCAGGGGAAGUGGAUGUCCUGGUAUUCAACCCGCCUUAUGUGCCUACCGAGUCUGUGCCCUCGUCUGUAUCCGUGUCAGGGUCUGCGUCUGCGUCUGCGUCUACGUCUGGACCUCGUUCCACAGCGGCCGCACCGACACCCUCGUUCGAAGAAUCUUCAAAACUCCUUGAACUAUCGUACGCGGGCGGCCUUGACGGCAUGGAAGUCACGAACCGACUGUUGAUGCAGAUUCCACAAGUCUUGAGUCCGCGUGGGGUCGCGUACGUGCUGUUCUGUCGGGGGAAUAGGCCCGACGAGGUGAAGCGCGGGAUUGAGGCCUGGGAAGGGGGCGGCGCGGAAUCGCCGAGGUGGAAAUGGCGGGCCGACACGGUGGGUUGGAGUGGCAAGACGGCUGGGUGGGAGAAGUUGGAGAUUGUGAGGAUCUGGAGAGAGUGGAAGCAAGAGGGACCAUGA